This is a messenger RNA of Girardinichthys multiradiatus, 930 nucleotides long. Its product is annotated as heat shock protein 30-like. Bases 154 to 804 code for a protein of 216 amino acids. Gene Ontology annotation, biological process: response to heat; protein refolding. NCBI's taxonomy places the organism in Eukaryota, Metazoa, Chordata, Actinopteri, Cyprinodontiformes, Goodeidae. The record is from RefSeq and is a predicted model, not a curated record. Gene Ontology annotation, molecular function: protein folding chaperone. The transcript has a single exon.
CUUCCUGGAGCCUCUGGAGCUCCUCCUGUUAGAAUAUAAAGGUGGGACAGUCCAAAGACUGACAGAAAGCUACACAAGAAACACAGAAGUGAAGAGAAACCUAAACAGAGGUUCAUCUCACAACAAAAAGACUCGAGACUAAACAGAUGAAAGAUGCUUUGCUCUCGUGGAUUCCCGUCUGCCCUCAGUCCAUUCGUGGAUUUCUCCUGGCCUGUGCGCAGUCUGUGGCCAGCGGUCAGACCUCUGUUCUACCAGCAGGAUCUUCUGCAACGAAACCUACAUGAGUUGUGCAACAGUCUGCAGUUGAUGGAAAAAGUUCAGCGACAGAUUCUGGAGGACACAGAGCCUUUCACGAGCAGCAUGGCUCUGCAGCCAGUCUCCUACCAGCUGGACAAAGAGGGAGAGCAUUUUGGCCUAACCCUGGACACUCAAGGCUUUUCUCCAGAAGAGCUGUCAGUCAGACAGGUGGGCAGAAAGCUACAAGUCAGUGGGAAGACAGAGAAGAAACAAGAAGAUGGGAAGGGCUCCUACUCUUACAGACUGCAGGAGUUCAGACAGGACUUUGAUCUGCCUGAAGGGGUGAAGCAUGAAGAUGUGAGCUGCUACCUUUCUCCAGAUGGAAAGCUCCACAUCCAGGCAGCCAAAGUUCCUUGUAUUGAGGCGGCUGAGAGAGAGUUGACUAUCAAGAGGAACUUGGAGGAGGAAACACAGCAGAGUGUUUGUUCACAAUUAGAAGACAGCCAAGCAGAGACACAAAACAGAUCAAAGAACAAACAUUCGACCAUAGACUCACAUAAUUGUUGAUGUGUCCAAAGAUGGUAUUUUAUUUUAUUAAUAAUGGCCUUGUGUGGAUAAAUGGUAGUUUUGUACCUUACUUUAUUUGUAAACUGAAAUAUUUGAAAAAUAAAUGAAUUAUACAGUAAAAAGAGA